AUGUAUCACAAAACUUUUAUCAAGCUUGGUUUUACCGAUUCGUACCUGUCCCCGGCUAAGUACCCGUUAUUCAGCUUCAAUGCUAACCCGGAGUAUCCUUUGGGCAAGAUCACACUACCAGUGCAGGCCGGCACCAGAUCAGUAAACGUAGAGUUUUUGGUUGUCAAGCUCCCUUCACUGUAUAAUCUGAUCAUGGACAGAACUUGGUUACAUACAAUGCAAGCCGUGCCAAGCACCUACCACCAACUGCUUCGUUUUUCGACUGAAUGCGGUAUUGAACAAAUUCGCGGCUCUCAGAAAUCGACACAGGCAUGCUAUCUUCUAGCUACAAAGAAACCAAAAGAACUGGAAGUGCAUUCAAUUGAGGUACCGGAUAGGGAGAGCCUCGAAGACAUUAUUGGGAUCCCAAGUGAAAAAGCAACCGAAGCCCUGCAUCAGAUCGAAAUUGACGGAAAUCUUGACAAGUUCUUCAUGAUCGGCGCUUUCUUGGAUAAAGUCCAAAGGCAAGAGUUGGUAGCCUUCUUACUCGGCAAUAUUGAUGUAGUUGCAUGGUCCCAAUACGAGAUGCCAGAAGUAGACCCAUCAGUGGCCCAACACCGCUUGAACGUCGAUCCAAAAUGUAAGCUGAUUAUUCAGAGAAGCCGGCGGUCAGCCGUGGGGCAUGGCUCGGCCGUCAUUGAAGAAGUAGAUCAGUUACUUGACAUCGGGGCGAUUUGUGAAGUAACUUAUCCUACAUGGUUGUCCAAUAUUGUGGUCGUUAAGAAGAAGAAUGGCUCUUGGCGUGUCUGUGUGGAUUCUACGGAUUUGCACAAAGCUUGUCCCAAGGACUAUUUUUCCCUGCUCAGAAUAGACAAAUUGGUAGAUGCAAUGGCACAUCAUUAA
Molecule: messenger RNA, 882 nt
Organism: Camellia sinensis
Lineage: Eukaryota; Viridiplantae; Streptophyta; Magnoliopsida; Ericales; Theaceae
Source: RefSeq, a predicted model, not a curated record